Messenger RNA from Xyrauchen texanus (razorback sucker), 2645 nucleotides. RefSeq names its product inactive hydroxysteroid dehydrogenase-like protein 1. NCBI's taxonomy places the organism in Eukaryota, Metazoa, Chordata, Actinopteri, Cypriniformes, Catostomidae. The transcript has 4 exons. Gene Ontology annotation, cellular component: mitochondrion. Bases 158 to 1117 code for a protein of 319 amino acids. The record is from RefSeq and is a predicted model, not a curated record.
CAUGUUACAGCAGGAUAGGCGAGGAAAGACCUGGUGAAAUAUUACUGAAAUUGGAGAAAACGUAGCUGAUCUAAUUGCGUGCAAACUAAUCAUUUGAAAGGAAAAUUGUAUUCCCCCCACCCCAAUUUAAGGUAAAUAAUUGUACAAAUUAUCGCGUAUGAUGGCGGCUGUUGACAGUUUCCAUCUUUUGUACAGAGAAAUUGCCAGAUCGUGCAAUUGUUAUGUAGAAACACUGGCACUGGUGGGUGCAUGCUACACUGUCAGCAAGGCUGUAGUAUUUAUGAGGGACUGUUAUAGCCUGAUAAGGCUUCACUUUAUUCCACGACUUGUCGGCCAUAGGGUUCUGAGUCAACAAUAUGGACAAUGGGCUGUCAUUUGUGGUGCUUCGGAGGCAAUAUCUAAAGCAUAUGCAGAAGAACUGGCCAAAAAUGGCAUCAGUGUGAUUCUGAUCAGCAAUGACAUCAGUAGUGUGGCUGAAACUGCCAAGGCUAUCACAGAAACUUAUGGAGUAGAGGCCAUUCUGAUUGAGGCUGAUUUCAGUCAGGGGCCCUCUGCCUGCAAACCCAUCAAAGAUGCCAUCUGUGGUAAAGACAUUGGAUUCAUCAUUAACAGCCUGGAAGGGUCUCUAGACCACUCUCAAGACUUUAUCGACCUGUCUGAAGCUGGAGUUUGGGACAUUAUGAAUAGAAAUAUAGUAGCAGCUACACUUGUGUCCCACCUGGCACUACCCACCAUGGUAGAGAAGGGCAAAGGAGCAGUGGUCAACAUUUCCAUGGGGGGAUGUUCACGUCCGACUCCUAGAAAGGCUGCCCUCUCUGCAUCUACGGCCUUUCUUGAUCAUUUCAGUCGUGCUCUGCAUUAUGAAUAUGGCCAUCGAGGAAUCUUUGUGCAGAGUUUGCUGCCUUUUAGAGUUGCAGCUCAAAGACCUGAGGGCUCCAGUGCUGCUGGCUGGCUGGUGCCAGGUCCUCAAGUGUAUGCAAGCCAUGCUCUUUCAACCCUGGGCGUCUCUCACAGAACCACAGGAUACUGGCCUCACACCAUACAGUUUCGACUGGUACAGUGCAUACCAGAGUGUGUAUGGAUGCUGGGAUCUCGUUUGUUCGCACAAGCCAUCUGAGAGGAUCGCUUGCUCUCAGUGUGAAAGACUUGCUGGUUCUAGAAAUUGAUGUGCUGAGUUCAGAUUUAGUUUCACCAAACUUCAUCUUUUGACCAUCAUAGUACAUGAGUGAUAAAAGUGUGUUGAGACUUAAAAAUGAAAAUAAACCACUUACCCUGUCUCUUUACCCCAAUCAUACUGCGUUCUGUGUUUAAGACCUCAGAAUUUCAAUAAAUCUGUUUGCACAAUACAUUUGUUUGUUUUCUAAUUGGCUUGAAUGAUAAUGAUUGGAUCAUGAUUUUGAAGCUAUAUUAGACUUUUAGUAUUUAUUAAUAUAUGACAAUUUUGUAAUGUUUAUGCACUUGUUUUUUUAAACUUUAAUGUACUCCUUAUAUAUUUGCAAAGAUCAUACAUUUGAAAAAAAAUGAAAUAAAUGGUAACAGUUGAUAUUAAGGUUGUGUUUGUUAACAUUAAUUUAACUACACUAUUUAACUUCAAUUAACAUUUACAGCACUGAUCUUCAACAUAGUAAUACAUUUUCCACAAUAAAAGUUGUAUAUGUUCACAAUAAUGCAUUAUGAACUAAUGUGAAUUUUAAUGAACAAAGUGUAAUUGAACAUUAACCUAGAUUAAUAAAUAAAUGUAAAUUUUUCAGCACACUGUAUUUUAAAGAUAAUUUUGUAAAAAUCCAAAUAACUUAACAGAUCUUUAUUGUAAAGGGUUUAAACAAUGAUUCCAUGCUUGUUCAAUGAACCGUAAACAAUUAAUGAACAUGCACCUGUGGAACGGUCGUUAAAACACUAACAGCUUACAGACGAUAGGCAAUUAAGGUCACAGUUAUCAAAACUUAGGACACUAAAGAGACCUUUCUACUGACUCUGUAAAACACCAAAAGAAAGAUGCCCAGGGUCCCUGCUCAUCUGUGUGAAUGUGCCUUAGGCAUGUUGCAUGGAGGCAUGAGGACUGCAGAUGUGGCCAGGGCAAUAAAUUGCAAUGUUCUUACUGUGAGACGCCUAAGACAGCGCUACAGGGAGACAGGAUGGACAGCUGACCGCAGUGGAAGACCACGUGUAACAACACCUGCACAGGAUUAGUACAUCUGAAUAUCACACCUGCAGAACAGGUACAGGAUGGCAACAACAACUGCCCGAGUUAAACCAGGAACACACAGUCCCCCCCCUUUGUUCAGAGACGCAUUAUUCCAUUUCUGUUAGUCACAUAUCUGUGAAAUUGUUCAGUUUAUGUCUUGGUUGUUAAAUCUUGUUAUGUUCAUGCAAAUAUUUACACAUGUUAAGCAGUUGAAAGUGAGAUUUUUUUUAUGUAAAAAAAUAAAUAAAAAAUCAUGAUACCCAGUGCAUUAAUGUUAUCAAAUGCAAACUUAUUGUAAAGUUUUAUGUAUAAGUAAAUGUAACUCUGAUUUUGUAAUAGUUUUUUUAAUUUAUUUUUUUAGUUGUUUUACUCCGCAGUGAUGUAUGUUCUUGAUUGUUGCAUUGAUUAGCCAGUGGUUUGUUAUUGCAUUGUUGCUCAUUUAGCAAUUGAAACAUCAAUA